Megalobrama amblycephala (Wuchang bream) is the source of this 1894-nucleotide messenger RNA. Its product is annotated as E3 ubiquitin-protein ligase TRIM39-like. NCBI's taxonomy places the organism in Eukaryota, Metazoa, Chordata, Actinopteri, Cypriniformes, Xenocyprididae. The record is from RefSeq and is a predicted model, not a curated record. Gene Ontology annotation, molecular function: protein binding; ubiquitin-protein transferase activity; zinc ion binding. Gene Ontology annotation, biological process: protein ubiquitination. The transcript has 7 exons. Bases 74 to 1651 code for a protein of 525 amino acids.
CUGAAAGCUUCAAACAACACUUCAUUUAAGAAACUCUGAAAUCAACAACUAGAUCUGAUAUUCACUCACAGUCAUGGCAUCCUCCAGUGGUCCAGCACUAAAUGAGGAGCUCCAGUGCUCCAUCUGUCUGGAAGUGUUCACUGAUCCAGUCACCACUUCAUGUGGACACACCUUCUGCAGAACCUGCCUGAGCAAGUGCUGGACAAGCUCUCGGAACUGCUUCUGUCCGUUUUGUAAAGAAAAAUUCAGCAGGAGACCUGAUCUCAAGAUUAAUACAACACUCAGAGAGGUUGUGCAACACUUUAAGAAGAAACGCAAACUAGAAGAAUCUGAGGUGUUCUGUGACUUCUGUGAUGAAAGAAAGCAGAAAGCUGUGAAGUCCUGCCUGAUGUGUCAAAGCUCUUACUGUGACUCUCAUCUGGAGCCUCAUCUCAGAGUCCCACGUCUAAAGAAACACAAACUGAUCAAUGCUGUGGAAAAUCUGGAGGAUUAUAUAUGCCAGAAACAUGAGAGACCUCUGGAGAUGUUCUGCAGAGAUGAUCAGACGUGUGUUUGUCUGUCCUGCACUGAAGGAGAACACAGGACUCACAACACUGUUCCUAUAGAGGAGGAGAUUCGAGAGAAGAAGAUUCAUUUGGCUAAGAGACAAACUGACUUUCAUCAGAUGAUCCAGGACAGAAUAAAGAGGAUUGAAGAGAUCCAGGACUUAGUAGAGCUGAGAAAGAGAAACACAGAUAAAGAGAAAUCCUCCAGAGUUGAGAUCUUCACUGAUCUGAUCCGCUCCAUUGAGAGAUGUCAGUCUGAGCAGCUGAAGAUGAUGGAGGAACAGCAGAAAGAAGCAGAGAAACAGGCUGAAGAUCUCAUUAAAGAGCUGCAGCAGGAAAUCACUGAGCUGCAGCAGCUCUCACACACUGAUUAUCAUCUCCACCUCAUACAGAUGAACUCAUCCCUGUACAUUCGUCCACACACCAAGAACUGGACUGAGAUCAGGAUUGACUCUGAUGUGAAUGUGAACUCUCUGUAUAGAGCUGUGACUCUACUGAAGAAAACUCAAGAGACACUAAAUAAAACAAUCGGUCAAACUGGGUUCAAGUGGGCUCAGAAGUUUGCAGUGGAUGUGACUCUGGAUCCUGAUACGGCUUAUCCACGUCUCAUCAUGUCUGAUGAUGGAAAACAAGUCAGUACUGGAGACAUUAAGCAGAACGUCCCAGAAAACCCAAAGAGAUUUGAUUUCUGUACUUCUGUUCUGGCAAAGGAGGGAUUCAGUUCAGGGAGAUUUUACUAUGAGGUGCAGGUGAAGGGAAAGACUGAGUGGAGUUUAGGAGUGGCCAGAGAAUCCAUUAACAGGAAGGGGAAGAUCACACUGACUUCUGUGAAUGGAUACUGGACUGUGUUUCUGAGGAAUGAGAAUCAAUAUAUAGCUUUGGAUAAUCCAUACGUCUCUUUAUCUCUGACAGUGAAACCUGAGAAGGUGGGAGUGUUUGUGGAUUAUGAGGAGGGUCUGGUCUCUUUUUAUGAUGUGGGCUCCAGAUCUCAUAUCUACUCUUUCACUGGUCAGACUUUCACUGACAAACUCUAUCCAUAUUUCUAUCCAGGCAAUAAUUAUAAAGGUAAAAACUCAAAGCCACUGAUCAUCACACCUGUCAACUGAAACAAAUAAAUAAAAUAAAAUCUGAAAAGAUUGCUGUUUUUAGAAUAUGUUAAUAAAAAGGCCCUCAAAAAAACAUCAACUAUAAUGAAAUAUUUGUGUUAUAUGUUGUGUGAAAAGAUACUUCAUUGUGGUUACAUUUGAAUGGCUAAUUUAUUACGAGUCUAUAUUUUCUAAUCAACACAAUGAUUUCUUAAUUUCCAUUAAUACUUUGCUUUCUAUAUAAUAUACUACAUUUCCAAACUU